CAGGGAGUUGUUUACCUCAUAUGCUAUUCUAUAAUGCGUAUUUGGGACACUUCUGUGAAAAGCGCUUUACAAAUAAUAUUUAAUUCAAUCACCCGCUACGGCCAGUAACCAAGUAAUACGCGGGCACUUAUGUCCGGUCGUUGCGAAAGGGGGACCACAAAAGCGGUGGCACCGUGUGCUCGCGCUGGGAUACAGGAUAGCUGCUUUAAUUAAAACUACGAAGGUCUCUAGUUGGCUAGUGCUUACUAGCUAGCUAACUUAGAUGUGCUGGGGAGUUUUGUGUGGCUAUUAUUUGCCAGUUAGCGAGAAAAGAAGCACGUCAGAGACCCUCCUUCAGAGGCUCACCUGAGAUGGGACGCAGCAGGUCUCGCGACGGGUCCGACGUCAGGACACAAAGCAGAGAGGGGAGGGAGAAAAAGCAAGAGAAGAAGAGGAGACGUUCUUCAUCAUCUUCAUCUUCCAGCAGCAGCGCCAGCCCUUCCCCCAAAAGGAAACCGCGUCCUGCCUCCGAGAGUCAAGAUAAGAGAGAAGGCCAGAAGAGGAAGAAAAGGAGCCCUAGCUCCUCUUCCUCCUCCAGCUCUUCCUCCUCCUCGUCCAGCGACGAGGAAGCCAAGCGCAAGCGCAAGAGGAAGAGGAGGAAGGCCAAGAAGAAACUGAAGAAGAUGAAGGCUCGGGAGAAAAAGGAGAAGAAGAGGCUGAAGAAGAAGGCGGAGAAGGCGGAGAGGGCCCUGGUUCCUACACUUCCCAGCAUGCCUGUGGGGAGGGCCCUGGUUCCUACACUUCCCAGCAUGCCUGUGGAGAAGGCCCUGCCUGUGGAGACUCCGUCCUUCCUGGAGAGUGAGGAGACCAGUGAGCACGGCCCAGCCAUGACGGAUGAACAGAAGGCGCGCAUCUCCACCAAGAGGCCCAUGACCAAGGACCAGUGGGAUGCCCAGCAGAGUGUGAUCCGCAGGGUGGUCGACCCCGAGACCGGCCGCACCAGGCUGGUGAGGGGAGAGGGGGAGAUCCUGGAGGAGAUCGUGAGUCGAGAGAAACAUAAAGAAAUCAACAAGCAAGCCACCAAGGGGGACGGGGCAGCAUUCCAGAAGAGAAUGGGCAUCAAUCGAUAAGAGUCCCAGGACCGUGUGACCCCCUCAGGGUUUGGGAAAUGGAUUUGGGACAGUCUGGGUUAACAGUAGUCCGGGUGGUACCUGGGCACGCAUCCCAGUCUCUGUCCCAACUUCACAGCAGGAUCCAACGAGGCUGCAAAAAGAUGGCUUCAGAUGGGACCUCUUCUCCCCCGAGGCCUCCAGUCUGUCACGCUCCAGUGCAGUAUGGAGGAUUCAUUCAAAACCACCCUGAAUGCCACCCACAAUCAUUCCACGGUCAAAGUCACUUAGAUCAGUGCAGUAUGGAGGAUGACUUUAUUUUUAACCGUUUUUCCCCUGUUUGCAACCCUGCAUCAAAACAGAGCUGGACAUUUCACAUUUGUGUGUCAUUACAAGCGUGCGGACACAGCCCUAUCAGACUGUUAAACCUCUCCCCCCCCCGUGGAGCCGAUUCACUGUCUCUCUGCAGCACGGAGUGAGAAAAAGUGGCAAGAAAACACAAAGCCAGGUUGCCUCUUGGUUGUUAAUAUUUAUUUAUACACUGUACAGACACAAGCAGAGGAGGGAAGAGCUGUGCACUGGCCUUUGAGCUUUCACAUUACCGACAACGAUGCUGUGCAGGAGCACGGUCAGGAGCACGGUCAGGAGCACGGUCAGGAGCACGGUCAGGGAGGGAGCGUGUCUGGGGGUUCAGCGUAUUCACACCUCUACCGCCUCUGGAGCACCACGGCCUGGGCAGCAGACCGAGUACGUGAGAGGCAUUGCCCUUCACUCUCUGUGUCCGCGUCUGUUCUGUUCUGUUCAAUGUGAGGAGCGUUUGUGGAACGGCUCCCUGUAAAUAAAACACUUAAAUGUUUCGUGUCUCUUCCGUGUCCAGGAAGUUGAAACCCAAGCGGGCGAUUGGAUGUUCGGAGCAGAGAUGCCCCUCUGUACAGCGUGUGGGCCUGCAGUGACACUGUCAAUCUGGUGCGACACGUUCAUUACGUCUUCACUGCGGCGUUUAUGUUCUGAACCCUAAUAAUGUACUGAUUCUAUACUCAAGUGUUGGCUGAAAUCUGCAACAGCAAAAAGUCUUGGUACAGUAGAAACACUGGAAAAGUUACUUGUUUAUAAAAAUGGUCUGUUGUAAAGGGAGAACGGUGAAGUGUUUUGGAGACGUGGUUGUGAUUGAUUACAUUUCACAUAACACAAUGGCGAGAACAGGCUGAUCGCCCAGCUCGCCUCUUCCUCCCUCUGCAGCGGCAGCCUGAGGGGCCCUGUGCAGGUGGGAGUGAUGCAUUGUGGGGGAAGAAGGCAGGGCUCUCUGCUAUUUGACUGGAGUGGUUUGCCUGUUGACUGUCCUGUGGGACACUGCUGUUCAGUCACAGGGACCUGUGAUAUGGUCCCUCCAGACAUACUGGCAUCUGCAGAAUUUCUCAGCUGUAAAUGAGGCCAUUAGCACUUGCAUGCUACACAGCCACAACCCUGCUAACUGCUACAGCACCAAUUAAAAAACGCUGGAAAUCUAAGUUUUCAGCAGUGCAGGGCUGGGACUAAAACAGUCGGCAGGAGGUUUGAUUACUGUAACGGGUUUAGGAUCAGCUGAAUCUCAUUACUAUUGCAACCAAUCCCUGAGUGUGGGCCCUGAUGAUGUCACAAUGGGCUGUUUGCCAGCGGCCAUCUUGUGUGCCUCCCUCUUGACCCGACACUCAGCGCAGGAAACAGGAAGUGGGAAUGUCCCAGUGAACAAUGUCUAAUCUACUCAUUCCAUAGACUAGGUUCAAUUAACUAUUGUACUACACUCAAUGUAUUAAGUGUAUGCAGAUGAGCUGGUAUACUGCCACCCUUACGGUGGAAAACCUGUGCUCCCCCUCCUAGUCAUUCAACUAAUAAAAACAAUAAAAUCAGCACAAUGUGGAAGUGUCCAGCAUUUGAUGAGGCAAUUUUGAGUCCAAUGCUGCUUUUAAAUCUAAAUUGUUACAUUUUGGUGUUUGUGAAUAUGUCCCUUGUAAGGGGUGCGUUGGGAGGAAGUCGGUGACUAA
Messenger RNA from Conger conger (European conger), 3109 nucleotides. RefSeq names its product ADP-ribosylation factor-like 6 interacting protein 4 (gene arl6ip4). The transcript has 6 exons. Lineage: Eukaryota; Metazoa; Chordata; Actinopteri; Anguilliformes; Congridae. The coding region runs from base 351 to 1109 and encodes 252 amino acids. The record is from RefSeq and is a predicted model, not a curated record.